This is a messenger RNA of Amyelois transitella, 1355 nucleotides long. RefSeq lists its product as uncharacterized. The transcript has 8 exons. NCBI's taxonomy places the organism in Eukaryota, Metazoa, Arthropoda, Insecta, Lepidoptera, Pyralidae. Gene Ontology annotation, molecular function: DNA binding. The record is from RefSeq and is a predicted model, not a curated record. The coding region runs from base 63 to 1334 and encodes 423 amino acids.
UAGACCUAUCGAUACUAUUGCUUUUACUCAACUAUCGAUAACCUAUCGAUAAUGGAAUAGCGAUGAGCAAAACGUUAGUGUUGCCAAUUGCACAGAGUAUUAACUCUGUAAUGAAAAUGGCGUCGACCGGAGGCGAGUCUGAUAAGGAGAAAAGCAAAGAAUUUAAUGAUGAGGAAUCCAAUAAUGAGGAAUAUGUGGAAUACCUGGAUGAGAAACCAAAUUUUCAAAGACGUGCAAAUGUUAGUUUGGCAUGGAAAUAUUUCGAUCUGAAGGAUCAAGAGCAGAAGAUCGCCACAUGCAAGAUAUGUGCAAACGAGCUAUCAUAUCGUUCUGUGAGCAACCUGACUAAGCAUGUACGAAGGAGGCAUGGAUUGGGCCUGUCAACGUCCACACAAGAGCAAGCCAAUUCUGAUACGGAGAACAUAAAGUUAGAUGAUGAGGAAUCAAACAGCGAAGAAUUUGUGGAAUACCUGGAGGAGAAACCAGAGGAGUCAAGACGUCCGAACGUAAGUUUGGCAUGGAAAUAUUUCGAAGUGAAGGACAGGGAGCUGAGGAUAGCUACAUGCAACAUAUGUUCAAGGGAGUUAUCAUACAGUUCUGUGAGCAACCUGACUAAGCACGUGCGAAGGAAGCACGGAUUGGGCCUGUCAAUGUCCACACAAGACCAGCCAAGGAAUCACACCCGGGAGGGUAUGACCAGGUCGUCAAUAUGGCAUUUCUGCAAAAAAAUCGACCACAUGAAAAAGAUAGCUAUGUGUCUUGUAUGCAAGAAGAAGCUGUCUUACAAGACUAUCAAUAACCUACGGAGGCAUGUGUUGAACCAGCAUCCCGAUUUAAUUGAUCAUGAUAAAAGGCUGAUGAUCUCCAGUGACGGGAAUCUGUACGAGAUAGAUGAUAAAGUGGAACAUCUCGUCAACGAUGAUGAACAGCCCGUUAUAGAUAUCGACUCCGUGUAUAUAGAAGAUGUGGACACCGAAGACGUAUUAGAAAGCAAAGGGCUGAGGAACAAAAGAAGAAAAAUAACAUUACACGACACCAAGAACAGUGACGACACUAGUGCAGACGAGAUCACGUAUCGGGAGCGAUACGCGCGUAAAAAGAGCGAUACUUUGGAUCAGUUCGGCAAAUACCUGGUAUCCAUUAUGAGGCAAUUACCAGACAACAUAUCGAAUAAGUUGCAAUUGGAUUUUGUGAAGCAAGCCAUGACCGCGCGAUUGGCGAGCGAUACGCAAACAAUUGAUACAGAUAACAGUUAUCAAAUAACGAUAGCUAAUAACGGGCCGCGGAAUAACAGCGAUCAUCAGUACGUUGUAGAAGAACAUGUUGUUGAGUAGAUAAUAAAUUAAUUUUAUGCA